Molecule: messenger RNA, 1122 nt
Organism: Adineta steineri
Lineage: Eukaryota; Metazoa; Rotifera; Eurotatoria; Adinetida; Adinetidae
Source: the annotation of a GenBank genome assembly
AUGGAUGCUAAAGUAACGUUGGCACAACAGGGAGAAGCCAUUAUUACACUUGGUAGCAAUCAAUCAACAACAAAUCCUUUUAAGAAAGUGAUAUUCAAAUCGCGAUCCGUACGAAACAUGGCUAUUGGUUCGGUUGUGUCGAUUUUAAUAGUAACAGUGAUCACAACUGUCCUUGUUUUGAAAAGAUCCAACGCCCAAACAACUAGAAGUAUAAGUAUGACUUCAGUAAUACCUAUUCAGAAUAGUGAGAUGGUCUCGACACAAACAACUGGCGUCAGUUCAAGUAAAACGUAUCCAACAACAUCGAUUACUUCAAGUAAUACAUAUCCAACAACACCGACUACUUCGAGUAAUACAUAUCCGACAACGCCUAUUACUUCAAGUAACACACAUCCGGUGACAACGUUUAAUUCGAUAUCAACUCUUAGUAGUAAGAUCGUUUCAACAACAGCAAAUAAUGCGGUAGCAACAUCAGUGAGUUAUGCACGAAGUUAUAUUGGCUUUUGUUCGGCAUCGACUUCAAAUUCUCUUGUUUCAUCGUCUCUAACACCAAUUGGCGCCAUUUCCCUUACGUCAGCAUCGGAUAUACUCAUCAGUGUAUGUAAUGCAGCAGUGGGUCGUGAUGCAACAACAGUGGGUAUCGGCAACGGUAUAUGUCAAUCACCAACCGGACAGACGGUGUCUACCGUCGUAGAUGGAAAUUUAACAACAAAAUAUCUUAAUUUUGGCUUUGGUGAUCAUAACUCAUACAGCAGUUUGAAAGGUGUUGGUACAGGUUUCGUUAUCAUACCUCAGAGUGGCAAUUUUUCUGUCUUACAAGCAUUUCAAUUUGGUACAGGUGAUGAUAAUCCCACUCGUGAUCCCAUUACAAUUACAAUUGAAGGUAGUCAGUCCAACAAUUCAACCUAUCUUCUAUUAGGUUCAGCAUGGAGUCUCAUCUAUUACGGAUGGACAGGUAUUAAUUUAAAUAAUGAUCCAGGACGAACCGUCUAUGGAGAUUUGCAAACGAUUUCACAAGCAUCCGCAUACAGAGCUUAUCGCAUACUCAUUGCCUCUCAACGUGGAUCAGACGACUGUGUUCAAUAUAGCGAAGUUCGACUUCUUGGUUAUUUUAUCAACUAA